Papaver somniferum (opium poppy) is the source of this 2498-nucleotide messenger RNA. RefSeq lists its product as uncharacterized. Bases 184 to 2361 code for a protein of 725 amino acids. NCBI's taxonomy places the organism in Eukaryota, Viridiplantae, Streptophyta, Magnoliopsida, Ranunculales, Papaveraceae. The record is from RefSeq and is a predicted model, not a curated record. Gene Ontology annotation, molecular function: zinc ion binding. The transcript has 2 exons.
UUUCUGGCCCCUCCUUCGUUUCUUUUUAUCAUCCCCUGUUUUCCUCAACAAAUUCUCCCUUCCCCGCCGUCUCUUUCUUUUCAAAAUUCCCCCUUUCUUCUUCUUUAUUGAAACCCUAGAUUUGGGUUUUGAGUUUGCAGUUACUACAUCUAUCAAUUGAGUGGGAAAAAAUUGAUUGUGAUUAUGCAGCGAAUGAUGGAGAACAGAGAUUUAAAUCUUGAAUAUAGUCACCAACAGUUGGGUUUUGAUUUAGGACAUAGUAAUGAUUUUGAUUUAGGUAAUACGGUCGUCCAUGAACUACAAAGCUUUAGUUUACAGCAAAAUCAUCACGACGUGAACAACAACAGAAACAACCAGAUUGUAUUAGAUUUGGGGCAGAACCUGUACCCUGAACAUUGCGGGAGUGUGGAUGAUGAGCAGGAUCAUAGCUUGGGUUGGGGAGAUGAUAAUGAAUUAGGAAUUGUUGUUGUUUCAGAUAAUGGGAAUGAUUUUCAGCAGAAUUCAGAAUUAGUUGUGUAUGAGAACCAGGAGAUGGGUCUUGAAGCAGCUGCUACUAAUGAUGAUAUGGUUCAGCAGCAUCAAUUGUUACUGACUAGUCCUGUUGUUCAGUCGCGCGAGCUUGCACCGAAUCCUAACUAUGAAUUGGCUCUUGGACAUGAGUUCUCGGAUGUUAAGAGUUGUAGAAGAGCUGUAAGGGAUGCAGCAAUUGCUCUUCAUUUUGAGAUACAGACUGUCAAGUCUGAUAAGACUCGGUUCACAGCCAAGUGUGCUAGUGAAGGAUGUCCAUGGAGGGUUCAUGCUGCAAAGCUUCCUGGCGUUCCUACAUUCACCAUUAGGACCAUUAAUGAAGGACAUACAUGUGGAGGUAUCACACAUCUUGGUCAUCACCAAGCUUCGGUUCAAUGGAUUGCAAACACUGUUGAACAGCGCCUUAGGGAGAAUCCGGAAUGCAAGCCAAAGGAUAUACUCGAAGAGAUCCAUAGAGCUCAUGGGAUCACAUUAUCGUAUAAGCAAGCAUGGAGAGGAAAAGAGCGGGUUAUGGCUGCUGUUCGUGGCUCGUUUGGAGAAGAGUAUCGUCUCCUUCCCAAGUACUGUGACCAAAUCAAACAAACAAAUCCAGGGAGCAUUGCAUCAGUUUACGGGAAUCCACUGGAUAGCUGCUUCCAGCGUCUCUUUGUUUCAUUUCAAGCAUCAAUCUUCGGUUUUGUGAACUCUUGUCGGCCAUUACUUGGUCUUGAUAGAACACUUUUGAAAAGCAAGUACCUUGGGACCUUACUGUUCGCCACUGGUUUCGAUGGUGAUGGUGCUUUGUUUCCUUUGGCUUUUGGAGUAGUUGAUGAGGAAAGUGAUGAUAACUGGAUGUGGUUCUUAUCCGAGCUUCACAACCUGCUAGAGGCUAAUACGGAGAACAUGCCAAUGCUCACCUUCUUAUCUGACAGGCACAAGGGUAUCGUAGAUGGGGUUGAAGCAAAUUUUCCAACUGCUUUUCAUGGAUUUUGCAUGCGUUAUCUUAGUGAUUGCUUUCGAAAGGAAUUCAAUAAUACAAUACUGGUUAAUCUUCUAUGGGAAGCUUCUUGGGCUCUUACUGUGUUUGAGUUUGAUGCCAAAAUAAUGGAGAUUGAAAAAAUUGCACAAGAUGCUGCUCGCUGGAUUCGAGAAAUACCACCACGUCUUUGGGCUACAGCUCAUUUUCAAGGAUCACGUUCCGCGCAAUUGACGGCAAACAUAGUUGAAUCCUUGAACUCUUGGAUAACUGAAGCGUCUGGACUUCCUGUAAUUCAGAUGAUGGAAUGCAUCCGUAGGAAGCUUAUGACUUGGUUUAAUGAACGCCGUGAAACAAGUAUGCAAUGGACUACAAUACUUGUGCCAUCUUCUGAGAGAAGGGUUGCUGAGGCUCUAGAGCGGGCUUGCAGUUAUCAAGCGCUCCGUGCUAACGAAGCUGAAUUUCAAGUGAUUUCCCAUGAAGGAACAAAUAUUGUGAAUAUUCGAAGCCGUUGUUGUUCUUGUAAUGGAUGGCAACAUUAUGGGCUUCCAUGUGCCCAUGCUGUUGCAGCGCUUCUCUCUUGUGGGCAGAAUGUCCAUCGAUUCACUGAAAGUUGUUUCACUGUUACAACUUACCGGAAAGCAUACUCGCAGACUCUGCAUCCUGUUCCUGACAAGACCCUUUGGAAAGAAUCAUCUGAGAAUGGAGAUCCAGCUGCUGAAGUACUGAUCAAACCACCUAAGUCACUUAGACCACCUGGUCGUCCAAGGAAGAAGCGUGCUCUUACAGAAGAUCAUGGUCGUGUGAAGAGAGUUGUCCGUUGCAGUCGGUGCAACCAAACAGGUCAUUUUAGAUCAACAUGUGCAGCACCCAUGUAAGGCUUCCAUUUUCUAGUGCUUUUGUGCAGAUAUAGGUAAAUUUAUUCCAUGUCAUUAGGAUUAUUGUUAAGUUCAUUGGCUGCAUUAAACAAAUCUCAUCAUAGUUAAAUAUGUCAUUUUAUUUCAUCCUUUACUUA